Messenger RNA from Cylicostephanus goldi, 426 nucleotides. Lineage: Eukaryota; Metazoa; Nematoda; Chromadorea; Rhabditida; Strongylidae. The record is from the annotation of a GenBank genome assembly.
AUGAUAGCUUCAUGUCCAGUAUUGCAUCCGAGUACACCCUGGCAGGAAGUGGCGCAGGUCCUCACCUCAAAGGAUGCAAAGGUCCAAAUUAUUGGAAUUGACAAAAUCCUGUGCGAUCUCUCACCUGCUGAGGUCAUAAUAAAGAUGAUAGACUAUUAUAGUCAAGUGGAUCUGGACGUUGUAUCCAUAGAUACUGGCGGGAGGAUUUAUAAACGUCUGCCAGAGACGACUGAGGACAGUUAUAUUCAACUAGUAGAUCCAUACUUUGACGACGACUCCUCUUCCAAACGCAGGUGCAAUGUUCGAAACGGUCCUUCGCUUGUGCAGCAAGCAUUCACAGCAUUGAGAUCCGAGCUAAAAGCUGGUAAUGUGCCGAGAAUUUUCCGGGUAGUGCUGGGCAUGUUUGCUUAUGUUGUACAUAGUUAG